AUGGAUAAGGAGGCAUCCAAGAUCACAGCCAAGUUCUUGAUGGGAGCUGCUGGCUGCCCAUCAGCCAUGAGCCAAGCCAGUGGGAAACUCUCUGGCCAGUGGAAGCUGGUGGCGUGGGACGAGCCCGCCUUCCAGGGCCGGCGGCAGGAGUUCACUUCUGAGUGCGACGACGUCGCAGCCCGCGGCUUGGAGCCCAGCCUCGGUUCUGCCCGCAUUGAGGGUGGCACGUGGGUCGGCUUUGAGCACCCCGGCUUCCAGGGGCAGCAGUUUGUGCUGGAGCCAGGGGAGUACCCCUGCUGGGAGGCAUGGGCCGGCAACAUCGCUUACUGCGUGCCACGGAUGAGCUCCUUCCGACCUGUCUCCUGUGCGAACCACCGGGACAGCCAGAUGACCAUCUUCGAGCAGGAGGGCUUCCUGGGCCGCAAGGGGGACCUGAGCGAUGACUGCCCCUCUCUUAAGGCGAUGGGCUGGGGCAGCAGCGAGGUGGGGUCCCUCCGUGUCUAUGCUGGCGCCUGGGUGUGCUGCCAGUUCCCCGGGUACCGUGGUUUCCAGUACGUCGUGGAGAGUGACCGCCACGGGGGUGAAUACAAGCACUUCCGGGAACUGGGCUCUCACGCCCAGACCCCCCAGGUGCAGUCCAUCCGCCGGAUCCAGCAGUGA
Molecule: messenger RNA, 660 nt
Organism: Euleptes europaea (tarantolino)
Lineage: Eukaryota; Metazoa; Chordata; Lepidosauria; Squamata; Sphaerodactylidae
Gene: CRYBA4
Product: crystallin beta A4
Exons: 6
Coding region: 1-660 (219 amino acids)
Biological process (GO): visual perception; lens development in camera-type eye
Molecular function (GO): structural constituent of eye lens
Source: RefSeq, a predicted model, not a curated record